Messenger RNA from Ictalurus furcatus (blue catfish), 2668 nucleotides. RefSeq lists its product as uncharacterized. The record is from RefSeq and is a predicted model, not a curated record. Lineage: Eukaryota; Metazoa; Chordata; Actinopteri; Siluriformes; Ictaluridae. The coding region runs from base 1527 to 2366 and encodes 279 amino acids. The transcript is spliced from 8 exons.
UUAAUAUCCUGUAUAACAGCCGGUCAUUUUCUCUGGCUUGUUGUAGGAAAUCAGUUACAGACAAACAGAACAUCAUGGUGGAUAACUUUAGCUGGCCAGUACAGGGAUUGAACCCAUGACCUUGGCGUUAUUAGCACCAAUAGCACCAAUUACAUCAAUACAUCUAAGCAAAUACAAAACAAAAUGAACCAAAAAAACGCAAGUCCUCACUCCUCCUCCCCUUUAAAAAAAGAAAAUAAAUGAAUCAACAAUUUUGCUACUCUUUUUUAUUCCCUUCGUCACAGUUAAAUCAGAUGCACUUAUGACAAAGAACUGCACAGAUGCAGAUGUCACGGCUGUGGAUUUGAGGGGAGCUGACUGCUGGAAGUCAAAGAUGUCGUAUUUAAGUUUAUGUUCUGCUUGUUCAACAGUUGAUUAAUAAAUUGCUAUUAAACACAUUCAGACAGAUUUGAGGAGAUAGUUUUAUUCUCAAUUCUUAUUGUUUUGUUUAUGGGGCAUCAGAAAUUCAGGGAAAAAAUGGUAUACUGUUUUCUAACAGUAAAACUAAUGAUGUUUUCUAGCUGUAAUUCUAACAUGACAAGAAGCCAACUACAACAUGGCAAGCACAACAUCACACACGACACUGUUGGCAAACUUAUUAAUACAUUCAAAAAGACUGGAAGUGUUGCAGACCGACAGAGAAGUGGACGUCCAGGAACACCCACUGACGAAGGCAUAACCGACCUUGUGCUGAGUACAUAGUCCCCUAUGUAUGUUCAAAAACUGUUUUUACACUUCACUAAUCUGUAUACUACAUGUGAUACCAUAUGUAUCACAUGAAUGUAAUACAAUAAAUAUGAUAUAAAUGUAAUCUUCACUGUUAAAUUCCAUUACAGGAGAGUUAUUAGUUGUUCUAACUGCUUUGAAUAAAUGUCAUAGGCCAAAAUCAAUGCUCAUUUUAAUUGCUGUUUUACUAAGCAAUUUAGGUUUAAUUAUCUAGAAAAUAACACACUACUGAGUUACAUCCACAAAAAAUACAUCAAUAUCUUCAUUAAAUAAACAUUUCUAUCUUUUUCUUUUGUUUAUGUGUGAACACAUCUAUAUGAAAUGUGAAUGAUGUGUUUUCAAAUGAUGCAUUUUUAAGCACAUUUGUGUAGUAGCACCAAUGAAAACUUUAUGAAUGUGCAUCUAAACAUUCAUAACUUCCUUAUGAAUGUGACUGUGUUGUGCAUUGGGAUUAUGUCAUUAUGUUGUGCAGAAAAUAUGAUAUUUCUCACAUGAUAAUGACUUAAAUGUCUUGAGUUUACAAGAAUUGAUAGUGAAGUAAGGGGGAGGGGGGAGGUUGCUAGGUGCUGGAGGUAUUGUUUUUUGAAUAUUAGAAUAUUUUUUGAAUAUUUACAACUUCUGACGUAUUCCAACUCACAACUCGCCUGCGAUCGGAUCCUUUCAGCAAACCUCGCAUCUCUUGAGCAAAUCUUUACAUUUCUGAACAUCUCUAUUCACCUUUUUAACAUCUUUACCACUAAUCUGAGCAUUUUCCUGCACGAAUGUCAUCUUCUGAAGAAAUGCCACUUUUCUCCAUCUGGGAUUCCAUCUGGGAUUCCAGCUCUGGACCGCGGGUUGAGGCUGGUGACCUGCGACACCUUGUCCCGGCCCCCCAUGUGUACCACCAGGAGCAGCACUUUACUCCCAGCACUCAGGGCCAGGUUUAUACCAACCUGCCUGACCAGCCGGAUUACGCAAGCUGGGAUUCGUCCAACUCUGGACCGUGGGUUGAGACUGGUGACUUCCAGCACCUUGUCCCUGCCCCCCACGUUUACCACCAGGAAGAGCAGUUCACCCCAAGCACUCAGGGCCAGGUGUAUUACAUCCUGCCUGCCCAGCCGUAUUACGCAAGCUGGGAUUCGUCCAACUCUGGACCGUGGGUUGAGGCUGGUGAUGUCCAACACGUUGUCCCUGACCCCCACUUUUACCACCUGGAACAGCAGUUCGCCCCCAGCACUCAAGGCCAGGUGUAUUACAUCCUGCCUGCUCAGGUGUAUUACCCCAGCUGGGACACUAUUUCCUGCUCUGGACCGUUGGUUGAAGCUGGUGACCUGCCACACCCUAUCCCAUCCUCCCACGUGUACCACCAGGAGCAGAUAUUCACUCCCAGCGCUCAGGGCCAGCAGAUAGAGCUUCCAGGGAUGGCUGGACUGUCAGAGGACCAAUAUUGCACCUUCAUGCCUGCUGGAGAGUAUCCUGUUGAUGGAUUGUACGGCCCUGCUGAUAUUCCUCCUGUACAAGAACAAGUCCUUCCUCCUCUGGACAAGCAGGAGCACACACUGAAUAUCUGGGGACCUAGUAGAAGACAUCAGGGCCACAGAUCCACAGAUCCAAGUCCCUAAUGAAGGAAUUAAAUAUAGAUCUACAUUGUCAAAACAAAGCUUCCAAGAUUUAUCGUGCUUACAAUACUUGCACAUCACACACAACACUGUUGCCCAACUUAUAACCAAAUUCAAAUAGACUGCGGACCAACCGAGAAGUGGACAUCCACGAACAUCCACCAACGAAGGCACAACCGACGUGGUACUGGCGUACAUAGUCCCUUAUGUAUGGAGACUUUUGGAACAACCUGUAUAUUCCCCAAGAAAAAUAAUUUACUACAAAUCAACGACAGACAAACAAACAAACAAAAAAUAACAAUAAA